Onthophagus taurus is the source of this 1187-nucleotide messenger RNA. It is a transcript of the gene Mettl4, whose product is annotated as Methyltransferase like 4. Gene Ontology annotation, cellular component: nucleus. NCBI's taxonomy places the organism in Eukaryota, Metazoa, Arthropoda, Insecta, Coleoptera, Scarabaeidae. Gene Ontology annotation, biological process: methylation. The record is from RefSeq and is a predicted model, not a curated record. Gene Ontology annotation, molecular function: nucleic acid binding; methyltransferase activity.
UUUUAGACUUUUCUUUUUGAUUAUGAUUAAGUAUGAGUGUUUUAUAUGAAAAUGAUAAUGCUAUUUUUAUUUCACACGAAAAAUAUAUUAAAACGAUUUAUGAAUCCGUAGAAAAAGACGGUAAUGUUGUUUCGUAUCAAGCGAACGAGGAUCUUUUUAACAUCUCCCAUCCCUAUGUUAAUAAGAAAAUUGUAAAGAAGAAAGGUGAUGACACUAAAGAAGAUACCAAAGAAAAAUUUCAAGAACUUACUUGUUCGAUAGGAAGAAUUAAAUCAAUAUAUGAGAUGGUCAAGAAAGAAUUAAUUGAAAGGAGUAUUCUUUUGGUAAACCUAAAUGAUUAUGACGCUAAAGGAAACGAAACUGCCUUAAAAUUAUCUGAUAUGAUUUAUAGAGAAUCAUCGGAAUGUGAUAUAGAGGGAAUAAAAGGAGAGAAUCAAAAAGAUGUGGCUAUAAAUGUUACGUUAAAAAAUACCGAGUUCUUAUUUCCAAAGGAUUGUAAAUUUUAUUGUUCUAAUGUAAAUGUGAUAGGUGAUAAAUUAGGUUUUGAUAAUAUAUUUGAUUUAGUAAUAAUUGAUCCACCCUGGUGGAAUAAAUACGUAAGACGUAAAAGAAAAAAGUCUAAUGAUGGUUAUAACAUGCUGUACAACAACAAUUUGUUGGAUAUUCCUAUUGAAUCGUUAAUUCAUGAUGGAAGUUUAAUUGUGGUUUGGUGUACUAAUGCUAAAUCAAAUAUAAAUAGUCUUAAAAAUGAUAUUUUCAAAAAAUGGGGUGUGGAAUAUUUUGCAACUUGGUUUUGGUUAAAGAUUACUAAGAAAGGUGAAACAAUUUGCAAUUUUUCUGAACCACCCGGUAAACAACCAUUCGAACAAAUUUUAUUUGCUGCUAGAGAUGUCACUAAAUUUUCGUCAAUAAUGGAUGGAAAAGUUGUUGUUAGUGUUCCAAGUGCACUUCAUUCACAUAAACCACCUUUAAAUGAUGUUUUACAAAAAUUUCUUCCAAAAAAUCCAAAGUGUUUAGAAAUUUUUGCAAGAUACCUACUUCCAAAUACAACUAGUUAUGGAUUAGAAGCCAUAAAAUUCCAACACAUUUCACUUUAUAAGGAACAGUCUGAAUAAAUCAAAGGUGUUUUUUUAAAACAUAAAUUAUUUUAUUAUUUUUAUAUUACAUUGAAGAAUAGGAAUUUUAUU